CUGCGGAAGGAGGCUUUUUUGGUAGUGCAGUGUGACUCCUACCAGCUGUUUCCCGCCUUGAAAGCCAUCCGAUCAGCUGCACAUACACACACACGCGGCGCGCACACACACAUACGGUAAUGCAGAGAGAAAGCAAAGAGAAGGGCGGGAGGGAGAAAGAGAGAGAGAGGUAGAGCGCCACACACAACGAGGGAACCCCAUCAGCUGGAAGUCGAGUAACAUUACAACUCUCAGCAGCCUGAAACUACUACAUCACUCAAGCGAGGGUCCAUCUCUUUAUGAGGAUUUAACCCGUCUGAUCAGGAGAUUUUUUUGCUCUUUAACGUCAUUAUUUCCCUUCUAUUCCAGAGACUGUUUGCUGUAUUUUUAUUUAUUUUUUGGAGGUUGGAAGAGGGGGGGGGGACCAAACUGGCGAGAGGCGAGCAUGGAGUAUUUCAUGGUACCAGCUCAGAAGGUGCCCUCUUUGCAACAUUUCAGGAAAACGGAGAAAGAAGUGAUUGGAGGUCUUUGUAGUCUGGCCAACAUUCCUCUAACCCCAGAAACAGCCCGGGACCAAGAGAGGCGAAUUCGCAGGGAGAUUGCCAACAGCAACGAGCGUCGGCGUAUGCAGAGCAUCAAUUCUGGUUUCCAGUCACUUAAAACACUCAUCCCACACAGUGAUGGAGAGAAGCUCAGCAAGGCUGCAAUCCUGCAACAGACAGCAGAGUACAUUUUUACUUUGGAGCAGGAGAAGACGCGGCUAUUGCAGCAGAACAAUCAGCUCAAACGAAUCAUACAGGAGUUAAACGGUUCCUCUCCUAAAAGGAGGCGUGCAGAGGAGAAAGAUGAAGGGAUUGGCUCACCAGACAUCCUGGAAGAGGAGAAGACUGAAGACUUGAGGAGGGAGAUGAUUGAGUUAAGGCAGCAGCUGGAGAAAGAGCGCUCGGUCAGGAUGAUGCUGGAGGAUCAGAUGCGUUCCCUUGAUGCAGAGUUGUACCCUGAAAAGCUGAAGGCAAUCGCCCAGCUGGUCCAGGAGCAGCAGGCCCAGACACAAGGCCUCAUUCACCUGCAGCAGCACAAGCAGCUGGAAAGGGACAUAACUCCGGCCCACAGCCCACAGGUGUUGGCCCCAGCUACCCCUCCAGCACCUACACACCAUGCCACAGUCAUCGUCCCUGCACCUGUCCAGCCUCCCCAGCCCCAUCAUGUCACUGUGGUAACCAUGGGACAAACAUCUGUUAUCAAUACACCGUCUACAUCUCGACAGAACCUGGACACUAUCGUUCAAGCCAUCCAGCACAUUGAGGAAGCAGGGAAGGGUGGCAUCGGGGAGGAGGAGCAGCGGAGGGCGGUCAUCGUCACUUCAGGUCGAGUCCUCUCUGACGCAGCCGGCUCAGACACAGCGUCAAACAGUGACGGACCUGACGACUGCUCACUGCCUUGAGUUUAACUCUGGCAUCUUAAACGCACACUUACACACACACACACUUAGAAUCAAAAGACCCAAGCUGACCAGGGCUACAUGAUGCUCCAAACCCACAGCACUCUUGUUCAGUGGACAUUCAUUGGGCUGGUAGACAGAUUGAAGCACUCGUUUUUUUGUCUUUUUUUCUUUUCAGUACACACUCUAACCUGAUAUACCAUGAUAGACAGCCCGAAUAGGUUUACACUUAGACACGCAUACAUGCAGUCUCAUUUGCAUCUUCUCUCUGCUUCUCUCUAGCCCUGCUCUUUUGCUCACACACACACAUUCAUGUCUGUUUAAUUAAUCAAUAGUAAGGCUUUUUAGAGUGACUGCUUCACUGAUUGACUUGUUAAUACUGGGAACUAGAUUUCAUGUGUCUGCUAACAUCAUCAUUAAUCACUGGGACUGUUCUCUUUGUAUUGGCCUUAAUGCCAUGUGACUGAUUUGCGAAGCAGGAGAAAAAGUCAGCGCAAAGCCCAGCAGUGUGGCGUCGUCACCACCCAACACAGAGCAUCUCUGUAAACAUCCUUUUAAACCUCCUCUGAGCUGUGAGACACUGUGAGCUUACAAGACUGGCUUGUAUUCAAGUUCCACCUUUGUGGCUUCUGAGGAGAGCAUUUUUUAUUUUACUCUUGUGAAGUCCACUAUUUUUAUGCUUGAUUUUUUUUUAGCACCCUCAGCCUGCAAGUGAAAGUGAUUGUACUGGAAAAAAAAAAAGCUUCUUGUUAAAAGGUGCUCAAAGGAAGCAAAGCUCAGAAGGAAAAAAAACUUGCUGACUGGUUCACAACUCUAUUUUUUCUAUUUGGUUUGUUUAUGUUUGUUGCCAUUCUUUUACUGGGCUGGGUUCCCAGUAAUCCCCUUCUUCUUCUAUUCAUGGCCUGAAAAAAUGCUUUGACAUUUUUUUUGACAUCCCCUCUCAAAUAUGAAAGCACCUGGCUUGUUCAAUAAGCUAAUCUGUUGGCAAUCUUGACUGAUUUCCACGGGUGUUUGUGUGUGUUUGUAUGUGUCCCUUCUAGUGUUUUGAACCUGCAGGGUAUAGUGGUGUCCCAGACUCUGGCAGUCUGCAAUAGGACUGCCCUGCCUUGAAACCAAGCACUCACACAUUUAAAAACAACUGACAUACAAUCAAUUGUGCGCUAAAUCUUCAGGGCUAGAUGUAUCUAACCCUAGCAAUGUCGUUUUGUGUCCUAAUGCAAGGACGUCUAUCAAAGUAGAGUACACUUCAAACCGAUGGAAAAUGCCCUGUGAAACUGUUUGAAUGUGUCUUGGAGGUUGACUAUAUAUGCUCUAUGCAUUUCCUUACAUAGAUCAUUUGUCUUUGCGUGCGCUCUUUACAUGUUUUACCUGGAUCUUUUUUUUUGUUUGCUUGAAAGUGUUGAUGACUUACAGAACUUCUGACAUGUAGCUGAGAGUGGCAACAGCUUGCCUUACUGGUAGCCCAUGGGCACAGGGAGGCACUGUGAAGCCAGCCUUAACACAGCCCUGGGUCCUGAGAGAUGUACCUGAACACUUGAUCUGUGCUGUUUUGGUCGCCACAGAAUCCUUUCCACACAGUUAUGUAAACAUCCAGGGUGUGUUGGAUUACGUGUUCCAAGUUAUUUUUGUCCUUCUCCUCUUAUGUUCAUUUUCUUAUGUUUGCCCAAAAAAUGAACAAGUUGCUGGUAUAUAUAUUUAAGAAGCGCUCCUGAUAUUCCUCCUCCCCUGGUAUUCAGAGUGUGUCUGAAUACUGACUUCUGGUUGCAUCUGUAAGUUGGUUUGCAACUCUUUGCCCCUCAUGUGCACUACGAAAGGAAGAUGUGUGGAAAAGAAGUUUGACAUAAAAUUAUGACAUUCCAUUAGAUUUUACCCAUUCUUUCCUUUCAAUUACUUUUCUGAAGUUACUUGGUGUAUUAAUAGAUGCAUUACUAUUAGAGCUUUUGACACAUCACUGCUAUUUUAGACUGAUAAAAACAUGCUUAAAUGCAGAGACGGAGAUAUGAACUGCUGGACAGAUAAUGUGUUCAUGUAAACACACCUCAGCAAUCAUGAUUUAUGUCGUUAAACUACCCUUUAAAACUAUAUAUUGAUGUCAGCUGCACUGAAAUAAGUGACGCUUCUUUUCAAUUAAAUCAAGAGACAUUUUCCCAGUGCGUCUGACCAUAGGAAAGGGAUUCCUGGAUAUUGAAAAAUCACGGUUUGCAAGCUCUUCUUCUGUAGAGUUCUCGUUUUUUCUCGUAACCAUCUGCAUUUAGACAUUUUUUCUGCUAAAUCCCAGAACUGUUUAAUUCCCAACUGUAUUUUCUGCUCUGUUCUGUGUGUUAGGAAAUGUAACGUGGACAUAUCAGAUUGUAGCUGAGUGGGGUGGGCCUGGGGAUCAUUUAAAUGGGUCAAGAUAACAAAGCACUUACUGUACUAUACAGGAGUCUGCCUCUUUUUUCAUAUGAAGGGGCAUCUCCUUAGCUGAAGCUCUUGAGGUUAUGCGUAAAAAACGGACAGCUGUGUAUCCCCCUUCCCCAAUGUCAAGUCCUCCACUGUCUUGUUCUUUUUUUGCCCCUGACAUCUUGUUGUUUUUUAAAAGUUAUCUAUUGUCAUUAUCUCCUGUGUUCUUUCUCAUUUUGCAGCUCUUUCCUCCCUCUUUUUUGUCUGUUCUCUGUAACCUUUUUUUUUGUUAGACCAGUCUGUGCAUAUGGUCAUCAAGAAGCUAUUUUUUUGUUGUUGGUUUUUUUUUGGUUUUAUAAGAGAAAAGUUUUGGGGAUAAAGAGGCUUGUGCCUUUGUAAAGACAGAAUAAUAAAGUUUGUACUUUGUUUUUUACGGAUUGG
Messenger RNA from Notolabrus celidotus (New Zealand spotty), 4243 nucleotides. It is a transcript of the gene tfap4, whose product is annotated as transcription factor AP-4 (activating enhancer binding protein 4). NCBI's taxonomy places the organism in Eukaryota, Metazoa, Chordata, Actinopteri, Labriformes, Labridae. The record is from RefSeq and is a predicted model, not a curated record. Gene Ontology annotation, cellular component: nucleus. Gene Ontology annotation, biological process: regulation of transcription by RNA polymerase II. Gene Ontology annotation, molecular function: RNA polymerase II cis-regulatory region sequence-specific DNA binding; DNA-binding transcription factor activity, RNA polymerase II-specific; protein dimerization activity.